This is a messenger RNA of Periophthalmus magnuspinnatus, 2960 nucleotides long. RefSeq names its product bone morphogenetic protein 10 (gene bmp10). NCBI's taxonomy places the organism in Eukaryota, Metazoa, Chordata, Actinopteri, Gobiiformes, Gobiidae. The record is from RefSeq and is a predicted model, not a curated record. The transcript has 2 exons. Gene Ontology annotation, molecular function: cytokine activity; growth factor activity. Gene Ontology annotation, cellular component: extracellular region. The coding region runs from base 410 to 1861 and encodes 483 amino acids. Gene Ontology annotation, biological process: SMAD protein signal transduction; BMP signaling pathway.
GGAAGUAGUGAGAUAAGGCCACACGCUCAUGUGCAGCACACUGGAGCUAUGCAGCCUAUCAUGUCAGUGAUAAGGCCAGAGGACUCACCCGGAGCAGCCAGAGCUCUCAGAGACCUGAACGAGGCACAUCAGACAUGAGAGGCACAGACCGCACCGCAGCCAGGCUACCCUGUCACCAGAACCACUGCCUGCACACACAACACUUCAAAAGGUGUUCACAAGGAUAAAAACUGCAGGACACCUAUCCCCACUCAACCUGUUACACAGGCUAUCAGAGAGGGGUUGACUGCACUGAGACAGCAGGCUUUGAGAUACGACAAUUUACUUUUGAGUGGAUUGCUUUUCUUAUUGUUGCACCAGCCCAUUGACAACCCCAAAGGGUGUCAGCUUCAGUGUGAAGACUUCUCUCAUGGCGAGUACUUGGAUCUCUGAAUUGGGAACCAUCUUUAGCUCUAAGCCUGUGCUGCUGCUUCUUAUGACUGCCCUCCUCCAGGGACCUCUGAGCUCUGAUAGCAGCCCCAUUCUGAGCACCCAUCAGAGGCAUCGGCCCGACCCAGGCCUGGGUGACGGCCAUGGAGGAGUGGUGGACAUGUCGGAGCUGGAGCAAGAUGGAGCGGUGAAUAUACAGUUACUGGAGAGUCUGAAGGAACAGUUUCUGAGGACAUUUAACCUGAGUGGCUCUGGUCCUCAGCUGUCUGCAGGCAGCACCAGAGAGGAGCCCCCGGAGUAUAUGAUGGAGCUGUACAACCGAUUUGCCAACGACCACAAUGCUAUGCCCACUGCCAACAUCAUCCGCAGCUUUAAGAACGAAGAUCUUUCGCCAAGUGUUAUUGAUGCCGGAGGGGUCAGACGCCAUAAACUUCUCUUCAACGUCUCAGUACCACACCACGAGCGAGUUACAGCGGCUGAAUUGCGCCUCUACACCCUGGUUCAAACCGACAGGCACCUUUAUGCCGGGGUGGAUCGAAAAGUAACUAUCUAUGAACUGGAAUCUAAUGAAAAUGAGAGCAACGUAACGGAAGAGCAACAAGAAAGAGGUGAAACAGGGGAGGCUGAAGAAAUACACCUUACAGAGUUGGCGUCAAGGCAGGUUUUCGGCACAGAUAAUGGCUGGGAGGCUUUUGAUCUUACAGGGGCUGUCCAGCGUUGGAGGAACUCUGAACAAGGAACUACGCAUCAGCUGGAGGUGCACAUCGCAAGCAUGGUCAGUGACGAAAACAUUCCCGAAAUGGCAAAUGAAAGUGACAAUGCAAUUUUGCAAGACAUGAAAAUUGAUACGAGUCCGGAGGAGAAGCACAAACCGUUGCUGAUCGUUUUUUCGGACGACCAAAGCAACGAUCGCAGAGAGGACAAACGUGACUUAAAUGAAAUGAUUGAUCGUGAAACCUCCAACAUGGUCCUUCAGAAUGAGAUCUGGGAUGACCUGGAGAAGAGCAAAGACUUAUAUGAGGAUGAAGAGGAGCCAGAUGAAGAGGACCUGAUCCAAAUGAGGUCCAACUUUAUCUAUGAUACGGCAUCUCGAAUUCGACGAAAUGCCAAAGGAAACCACUGCAAGAAACAGUCCUUGUAUGUGGAGUUUAAGGACAUUGGUUGGGACAGUUGGAUCCUGGCCCCCACUGGUUAUGAUGCCUUUGAGUGCAAUGGGGUGUGCUCUUUUCCACUGACAAAGCAUGUAACACCCACAAAGCAUGCCAUCGUCCAAACACUGGUAAACAUCCACAGUCCACAGAAGACAUCUCAAGCAUGUUGUGUUCCCACCAAGCUGGAUCCUAUUUCACUCUUGUACUUGGACGAUACCGGAGUGGUCACCUACAAGUACAAAUAUGACGGUAUGGUGGUGGCUGAAUGUGGCUGCAGAUAGUGCAGGCUUUUACAGACUCUUUGGCUCAAAUUGUGAAAGCCAGCUAUUAGCUGGAAUCGCCAGAAAUGGGGGUUCAAUGGAUUGUACCAAAGAAAGUACUCAAAAAGCUGUAAACGCACCAAAGUGAUGUUUGUGGAAAGCAUUGGGACUGCAGUUGUUGUUGACAGUGGCAAUAGUGAAGUGUGUCCUCAGUGAGAGUUACAGAGCUCCACAUUUCCCAAAGGUUCAGGAGCGCCUGAUGCAGCGAGCACAGACUUGUGGGAACCGGACUCCCCCCCCUCAUUUCCCCUGACAGGGCCUUCCUCUGCACUUAUCUGUGGCCAAACAAUCAUCAGCACUUCAUGGGCCCGAGGCGAGCAGGCGAGUGGGCGGGCUGGGAGGCCUGGACUGUCCUCCUGCUGCUGGACCUGGCUUAUCUGCCCCUCUGUUUCCACUUCACAUGCCUCUGCUCAGCCUGAGCCCGGUGAUAGUGAGCUGUUUCAGAAACAUGUGUGGCACCAUCAAACUGGACAGUACUGGUGUAGAACAGACUAUGCACAGGACACGGGGACAGGGGUCACUCACAUUCGUGAACUCAACCCACUGACCUAGUCUGUGCCCCCAACAUACCUCCAGCCUCUGGUUGGGUCAUCCAUCACUUUUAUCAAGAAAAGUCUAUAGGGCAUUAUUAUGUUCAAAGCCAAUACUGUGAUUGUAAACUGUAUUAAUAUUCAUUUGAUACCUCUGCUGCUUGUGUCAAUUUAUCUAUUUAUUGUGUUAAUUUAUUAAUUUUUACAAUGUAAGAUUUUUAUUGUAUAUUUCUUGUUGUGACAAUGCUUAUGCAGCAUAAAGAUAUUUUUUGGGAAGUAUUAUUCUUUACAGCAUAGAAGAAUAAUGAAAUGCCUCUAUAUUCCAUUAUGUGUUGUUUAAAGAAAUUGUAGUUAAGAUCUUGACACAGUGCGAUGUUGAACUCCUGCUCAUUUGACAGUAUCAGCACAGAGGUCAUAGUUCAUGUGUCACACAAACAAAGCAUCAUGGGAAACAUAGUACGAGGUGCGCUAAUGAACAAAAUGGAUGGUUUGUCUGUGCUGACAGCAAGCAGAUGAAGCUCUGAUGGAAA